Messenger RNA from Nasonia vitripennis (jewel wasp), 1160 nucleotides. Its product is annotated as tRNA pseudouridine synthase A. Gene Ontology annotation, biological process: tRNA pseudouridine synthesis. The record is from RefSeq and is a predicted model, not a curated record. The transcript has a single exon. Gene Ontology annotation, molecular function: RNA binding; pseudouridine synthase activity. NCBI's taxonomy places the organism in Eukaryota, Metazoa, Arthropoda, Insecta, Hymenoptera, Pteromalidae. Bases 164 to 1060 code for a protein of 298 amino acids.
CGCGUUUCAAAUGCGGCGUCUGCAAUGAAAUUUCUAACCUCUUAUUAUUUACACAACAUAAACUCUGCGGCCAAAUAAUAAAACAUCGGAAUCUAACGUUAUCCUGACGAUAUCAUAUAAGUGAAUUUCUGUACAUAAUGAUUUGAUCUUAAAACAAAACAAGAUGUCAAACAUAUCGAGAAGAUAUUUACUAAAAUUAUCUUACAUUGGAACAUCUUACAGAGGCUCUCAAAAACAUGUCAAUAAUGCGGUAGUAGACAUCGAUACCAUUCAAGGGGCCAUCGAAUACUCGAUGCGUAGGUUUAACUUUUCUAAUAUACCAACUAUAAGUUUGGCAGGAAGAACAGAUGCAGGUGUCCACGCUCUGUGUACCUCAGCCCAUGUAGACCUGGAGCACAGUGGAACUUUAGAUACCGAGUACUUGGUUAGGAUGAUGAAUCGCAACUUGAUAAAUGCCAAUCACGAAAUAAGGAUAAUGUCAGCUCACGAAGUAAGCAAGGACUUUCACGCGCGAUAUUCAGCUAAAUCUCGAACAUACUUGUAUAGGCUGAUAAUACCAAAAGAUCCCCUCGACCACAGAUUUCCAAUUGCAGAAGCAAACAGAUCUUUGUUCUUGAACAUGUACCCGCAGAAUUUUGACAUCGAGAGAUUGAGAAGUGGAAUCAAGUUGUUCUGUGGAACAAAGGAUUUUAUGACUUUCAGUGCCAGGAAACGUGACAGAAAUCCAGAGUUUGAAAUGAGAAGAAAUUUUGUAAGAACGUUGCAUGUAACUAUGAAGGAAGCAGGACCCCUGAUGUCGUUUGAUCCUCUGUCCAAAAACUUGGAUUACUGGCAUUUAGAAUUUACAUCGAGGUCUUUUCUGUACAAUCAAAUUCGAAGGAUAGUAGGGUCUCUGAUUGCUCUGGGUUCACAUAAGGUAUCUGAAGAAGAUAUACAGACAAUGAUACAAGUACCUUCGCACCACAAUUGGAAUCCACACGUUACACCAGCUGCUCCUCGUGGACUGUAUCUUAAAAAUGUGGAAUAUGACGAGGAAAUUACACGCGAAAUUUGUAGCUAAAACACAUUCUCAUAUUUAAGCUAUUGUAUAAUGAAGUGCCUCAUUGUAAAAAUGUAAAUACGUGUUUUGAAAAAGUCAAAUAUAAGAUUUUAGCAUUGAA